Molecule: messenger RNA, 360 nt
Organism: Symbiodinium sp. CCMP2456
Lineage: Eukaryota; Dinophyceae; Suessiales; Symbiodiniaceae
Source: the annotation of a GenBank genome assembly
AUGUAUUUCGAGCUUAAGAAGGGCGAGGCAGAUGCGGCGUCCAUCUGCGAUUUCGAUGGCGCUGGCGUCGUGACGGCACUUCCAGGCCGACUAGACUGCAUGGCGGUGAAGAUUUCAGCGGGCACAACAUCGAGCACAACCGCUGCAGCACCCGACCCAGGACAACCAAAAGACGGAAAGGGCGGGUCUGUACUGGCAGACAAGCUUUGGUGGUUUCUCGCAGCAGCGGCGCUAAUCCUGGGGAUCAUCCUCUUUGUUUGCUCGCGGACCGGCCAGCCGAACGACUCGCGAAGCUCGCGAACUGUGGAGAGAGACACCCAGCAGGAGUUCGAGAUGGUGACUUCAAUGGCAAGGGCUUGA